CUGCAAAAACAGUCCAGAUAAUUCAUGAGUGAACAUUUUGAUAAUGAAAGGGGCUGAAGUUGUUUUAUUGAAGGGAAACUGAAGAAGAUAAAGCAGCGCUUUGGAGACGGCACGGCGCCUCGCCGGUGCGUCUUUACGCACGGAUCUGAACGCCCACCGCGGAGAUCCGAGGAGCCGGAUUGGCUGCUAAAGAUACCAGUGGCUCUGCGCGCCCUGUGAUUGGCUGCGGCUCUCCUGGCCCUAGUUAACUCCACACACACACACACACACACACAUACACACACGCACACACACAGGCAGCUGGAGAGAGGGAAGACGUAAUGGUUUGAUUCCCUGUGCACUUGCAAUGGUCGUCGCUCGGACAUUACUCGGCAGAUUCCUCUAACGGGAGGAGAAAUGAAGGCGGGGGCCUCGUCCAUGUGGGCGUCAUGCUGCGGGUUGCUGAAUGAGGUGAUGGGCACGGGGACGGUGCGAGCGCAGCAGCCGGGGUUCGGAGCCGGAGCGGGGCCCUUCCGCUUCGCACCAAGCACAGGGUACUCCACCUACCCCCCCACCAGCUCAGGGAGCGCAGGGCAGCUGUGCAAGGCCUGCGGUCUGGCCUUUUCUGUCUUCAGACGCAAGCACAUCUGCUGCGACUGUAAGAAGAGCUUCUGCGCUCUGUGCUCCGUGCUGCAAGAAAACCUGCGCUGCUGCACGACCUGCCACCUGCUGCGUGGCACCGCCUUCCAGCGGCAUCGCCUCAUGCAGCUCCGAGUCAAAGACCUGCGGCAGUACCUGCUGCUGCGCAACAUCCCCACAGACACCUGCAGGGAGAAGGAGGACCUGGUGGACCUGGUGCUCUGCCAUCAGGGGGCACGGGAGACCUCCAGGCCUGUGAUGGAGGAGGACGAGGACGAAGAGGAAGAGGAGGAGGAGGAGAAGGAGGAUGACGACGAGGAAGACGAAGCGGAGGACGACACAGACAGUCUGCACUCGCUCCCCCACUCACGUGCGGCGUCUCCCCCCCUGGCCACGCGCUCCACCUCUGAGCAGUCGGUCCUGUCCGCCUCGCAGGGAGACGCGCUCAGCCCGAGUGACAGUUCAGGGACCACCAGCCAGGAGCACGAGGAAACUCCAACGGUGUCUCUUCUGAAUCUGGAGCCGACAGAAACCCUCUUAGAGGUCAGCCCGGCGACGCAGAGGAGGAUCAGGGCCUCGCUGUCUGAUCUCGACAACGAGGCGGCGAUAGAGAACCUCUCUGUCCGCCAGCUUAAAGAGAUUCUCGCCAGGAACUUUGUCAAUUACUCCGGCUGCUGCGAGAAGUGGGAGCUGCUGGAGCGCGUGCAUCGACUCUACAGGGAAAACGAACAGAACAGGAAAUCCAUGGAAAACGUGAGCAUAACUGCAGUGGUUGCAUAUCCUCCGUCUCUUUGCAACAGUGGCGUUGGAGGUAAGAUGUGGUAAAACUGUCAUCAUGUUCCUCCAUGAAUCACUGCACUCAGCGAACAUUAAAGCAUGCUGCAGUCAGUUUUUGUAAUAAUCCUUUACGUCAUCCUGUUUGUUGUCUUAUUAUGGUCACUGUUUCACUUGUGUGUCUUUGUGUGCGUGUGUGUCAGUGGGAGGGGGGUAUCAUCUCAUUUAAUCCUGAGAGACAGCCUCUCAUCCUGUCAUUAAUGUGCUCCAUUAAAGUUUUUACAUCAUGAUGAGCCAUCGUUUUCCUUCAGCGGCAGCACAUCUCUGUCAGGUGUAAUUACAUUGUCGAGCGUCCUCGCUGACAGAAACGAGCUCCAGGAUCUUAUUAGCCCACUUAGCAUUCAGCUGUGGCUGCGGGGCCGAUUGACUUU
Austrofundulus limnaeus is the source of this 1823-nucleotide messenger RNA. RefSeq names its product ring finger protein 34b (gene rnf34b). Gene Ontology annotation, biological process: negative regulation of extrinsic apoptotic signaling pathway via death domain receptors; protein K48-linked ubiquitination; proteasome-mediated ubiquitin-dependent protein catabolic process. The transcript is spliced from 7 exons. The record is from RefSeq and is a predicted model, not a curated record. Bases 397 to 1443 code for a protein of 348 amino acids. NCBI's taxonomy places the organism in Eukaryota, Metazoa, Chordata, Actinopteri, Cyprinodontiformes, Rivulidae. Gene Ontology annotation, molecular function: ubiquitin protein ligase activity. Gene Ontology annotation, cellular component: plasma membrane; cytoplasm.